UUCAGUCCUGAUGUUGAGCUAUAUGAUUACCUGAAGGAAGAGAUUGGUUAUCGCUUGGCUGACAGAGUUUUUGAUAUCAAACGAGAAUUCCAAGCUGCAGCGGACUUGGGUUGUAAUCGAGGCUUUUUGUCCCGGCAUAUUCUGGCGGAGAGCGUGAAACACUUAACUCUUUGUGACAUCAGUCCGACCAUGCUUUCACAGGCGAAGGGUACACCUGGCCUUCAAAUCUCCAAAAAAGAAAUCGACGAAGAACAAUGGGAUUUUACAGAAAAUUCCUUAGAUCUGGUAAUUUCUUCGCUGAGUCUGCACUGGGUUAAUGAUUUGCCGGGUUGUUUCAGCAAAGUUAUCAGGAGUUUAAAAGAGGAUGGAGUCUUUAUUGCUUCGAUGUUCGGUGGAGAUACAUUGUACGAGUUGAGGUCAUCCUUGCAACUUGCAGAGCUGGAAAGGAAGGGAGGCAUAGCGCCACAUAUCUCUCCAUUCACUCAGAUUCGAGACAUCGGAUCGCUUCUGAAUCGUGCAGGAUUUACAAUGCUUACGAUCGACACAGAUGAAAUCGUCAUUGGUUAUCCAACAAUGUUUGAGCUGAUGCACGAUCUCAAAGGAAUGGCUGAAAAUAAUGCGGCUUUCAACAGGCCUGUGCACCUCAAUAGAGAUACAAUGCUGGCAGCCAGCGCCAUCUAUAAAGAAAUGUAUGGUAACGAUAAGGGUGUGCCGGCCACAUUUCAAAUAAUAUAUUUUGUUGGCUGGAAACCGGGACCAAACCAACCCACGCCCCUGCCACGUGGGUCUGGGGAGGUCUCGUUAAAGGACUUAGGAACACUAAUUGAAAAUAGUGCCAAAAGCAAGAAAAGUGAAAACAAAUGA
Molecule: messenger RNA, 864 nt
Organism: Musca vetustissima
Lineage: Eukaryota; Metazoa; Arthropoda; Insecta; Diptera; Muscidae
Product: arginine-hydroxylase NDUFAF5, mitochondrial
Exons: 3
Biological process (GO): mitochondrial respiratory chain complex I assembly
Cellular component (GO): mitochondrion
Molecular function (GO): S-adenosylmethionine-dependent methyltransferase activity
Source: RefSeq, a predicted model, not a curated record